Messenger RNA from Akanthomyces muscarius, 4830 nucleotides. RefSeq lists its product as uncharacterized. The record is from RefSeq and is a predicted model, not a curated record. Gene Ontology annotation, biological process: transmembrane transport. Bases 1 to 4830 code for a protein of 1609 amino acids. The transcript is spliced from 10 exons. Lineage: Eukaryota; Fungi; Ascomycota; Sordariomycetes; Hypocreales; Cordycipitaceae. Gene Ontology annotation, molecular function: ABC-type transporter activity; ATP binding; ATP hydrolysis activity. Gene Ontology annotation, cellular component: membrane.
AUGGCACAACGGCCGAUCACAUCUGGAACCAUUCCCAGAACUGAUGUCAAGCUUUUUAUUUCCUGUAUUCUUGUCGGAAUCGAGCUUACAAGUCUCGUGCUUCGAGCGUUCAUUUCCGCACCGAGGGCGGAAGAGGCGAUCUCUGCCGCGUCGCCAGAUGUGUUCGUGGCUGUUAUGAUACUGGCAAUGGCUCGCGCCGAGAGCCACCACGCUAUACGUGCCCCUGGCUUCUUGAACCUCUACUUUGUUCUCGGAAUUGUUCUCAAUACAACAAACAGCAUCUGCUUCUUCCAUCGAGGACGACUUUCGCUAGGCCAACUUGCUGCCGCCGCAGGUGCCGUCCGGUCUAUCUUGCUUGUCAUUGAGGAACUGUGUAAGCGAAAGUUAUUUGAUGAGGACGACGAUGAUAUUUGUCGGGUCAUUGAAGAGGAGCUCGCCAAGGGGCACAUACGGCAAUCGGCUUUCGCAUUCUUGAGUCCCUUGUUUUUCGUCGCCACCCGCUCUAGAUUCUCUCUAAAUGACCUCUUCAGUCUUGGACCUGAAAUGUCGUCAAAGGUUUUAUACAUGAAGCUGACGCGUGCGUGGGAGACUGCCGAUUCGUCUGAGCGCCACAGUCUGGCCAGAUGCUGCAUGAGUGUAUGGGAUGGCUACUUCACCGCAGCCAUCCUCUCACGCGCAGUCGUUGCUGUCUUGUCUCUGGCUCAGUCGUUCUUGUUACGCGAUUUGAUCGUAGCAGCGGGGCUAGAAACACUGUCUUCACGUCGCAGCACUAUACUUUUACUCAUGAAUGUGCUUGUUUUCUGCGCAAAAAUUGCAUUGCAAGCUGUUUCUAGCUAUACCACGAACCGUCUGUCAGUUGCAGUUCGGGGUGGAUUGACUACUGUGGUUUUUGCCAAAUACCAAAAUCUUCGUCCACAAGGAGCCACAGUGUCAGCUGGUUUGUCAACUCUGCAGAAUGAUGUUGACAAUGUUUCCUCUGGAAUACCUGAGUUGCUAAAGGCACUCUUCACGUCUCUGGAAACUUUGCUUGGCAUUUAUUUCCUAUCAUUCUUUGUUGGCUCUGCGUCUCUGGCUAUGCUGUUGCCUCUGUUCUCCUUUGGUGGUUUUACUGCCUUAUUCGGUUCACGCAUGUCACGCGCUCUCGCCACCUGGAACAGCAGUCUCACAAGACGAGUGGAUAAAAUUUCAAGGAUACUCCCUCAAAUAAUUUCUAUGAAAAUGAUCGGCAUGAGCCCCUCGCUCACGGAUUCUGUCACUGCAUUACGAAGCAUUGAGCUAGACGACCUCAGGCACUUGCGUCUUAUUCAAUCUCUUUCAAUUCUUGCAAAGUCAUUAUCUAGCUUUAUAACUCCAGUCGUCAUCAUUUCUGUGGCUUUGUUCCGGAAGAUUCUGAAUGACGAGCUAUCUGCGGCAGGCAUUUUUCCUGCACUGAGUCUGAUUGCCCUGAAUUCAAGUCCAUUUGCAGACCUCAUGCAAGAAUAUCCCGAUAUUCUGGCAUUACUGAACUCUUUCGGCCAGUUACAAAGAUUUUUGAGUCUUCAGGAGAGAAUCGAACCGCGAAUGCUGCCAUAUGAGCUGGUGUCGACUCCACUGCAACCUCGCCCGUCUCUUUUCGAUGACGAGGAGGAAGUCUCUUCGGAAAAUCGUUUCCCAUCCAUUCAAUUUCAAGGCGUUACAGUCCGUCCACACGGUUCCCAGAAUGCCGUUUACAACGAUAUCAAUAUAUCUUUGUACCCUGGCACUAUUACUGCCUUGAUUGGCCAGAGGGGCUCUGGUAAGACAACCUUGCUGGAGGCGAUCUUGGGUGAGACCGAAGUCACCGACGGCGUUAUCUAUAUUGAUGAUGACUUGGUGGGUUUCUGUGGCCAGACCACAUACCUGCAAAAUGUGUCCAUCCGAGCCAACGUCACUGGCCCUCUACCGUUUGACCCUGCACGCUUUAAAACAGUUACACAUUGCUGCCUCCUGCAAGAAGAUUUGAAGCGACUACCUGGCGGGGAUGGAUACGUUGUAGGUGUUGGCGGUGACAAUCUCAGUGGGUGCCAGCGUCAAAAGGUGGCGCUGGCCCGUGCUCUAUACGCCGACCCAUCUGUUGUACUUCUAGACGAUCUCUUUGCUUCGUUAGACCGCAAAACGGCCGUGUCAAUCUUGUUUAGACUGUGUGGAAGUGACGGACUCCUACGAAGAAAUCACUGUACAGUCAUAUUCACGACAUAUUUGCCUGAAGCUGCAGAUGUUGCCGAUCGCUUUCUUACGCUCGACGUAACCCAGAAGGAUGUCAAGCUCGAGCGGAAUACUCAACAAAGAAGUAUUAUCAAUCUCUUACAAUCAAACUACGUCAGCGGAUGCGAAUCAUUGGAGCAAAGACAGCAAGAACUUAUCCAAAGAACAAUUUUUGAACAGAGAUUUUCCAAGUCGGAUGCUAAGAGAAGGAAACAACUUUCUCGGCCUGGGAAGUGGAGCAUACUCUCUUUUAUUCUCAAGCCUCUGGGAAUCAUCAACGUUGUCGUUUGGUGCACGGUCGUUUCUCUGAGCUCUGUCGGAGAAGUACUGCCAAAUUUCCUACUGUGCAGCUGGAUUGACUCCACCAGCAGCAACAGCAGUUAUAUGGCAUACGUGGCUACCGCUGUCUUGGCAUCCCUUACUUCGCCCGUUAUAUUCUGGUCGACUCACGCUUGGCUUUCACCAAGAGUGCUUGAAUAUUUCCAUGGGCAACUCAUAAACACGCUCAUGCACUCAACUCUCGGGUUCCUUGGCGCUACAAAUUCGACUUGCAUCCUCAGAAAAUUUAAGUCUUUGCAACAACUUGAUCGGCUCUUGGCUGUUUCGUUGUUUGGUAUCUUAUACUACGGGUUGUCACUCGCAAUGCAAUGCCGGAUCAUUUUUCAGGAUUCGAACACGCCGGCUGUCAUAGGCCUUCGUUUAUACCUUAUAGGCAUUUUACACCAAAUCAUCUUUAAUUUGGUCAAAUCUUCAGCUUCCCUGGACAAGUCCUGGAAUAUCCUAUCCAAUUUGCUCCUGUUCAUGCGCAAUACACCCCGCGAGGCAGAGCCCGCUGAAUGUGAGCUUCCCGACAACUGGCCUACUUCCGGGAAAAUUGAGUUUAGGGGAGUAUCGGCCCGUUACGGUGCCGACAUGCCGUACAUUCUCCGGGAUGUUUCUCUCUCAGUUGUGGCAGGCGAGAAAGCGUCUGUAUUUGGGCGCACUGGCAGUGGGAAAACAACUCUUCUGCUUGCGCUUCUAGGAUUUCUCGACUAUACUGGAAGCAUCAAAAUCGAUGAUAUUGAAGUUGCUACAGUUCCCCGUGACUUAUUGCGUUCUCGAGUCCUGGCCAUUUCCCAAGAUCCGGUUGAACUCGACGGUACCAUUCGAUCGAAUCUACUGCCUUACGAGCCAGCUCCUGGUCUUCACGAAACAGAAGCGGAGAUCCAAGCCGCAGCACUUGAUCUGGAUGACGAGCUUAAAGAAAUGCUAACAGCUAUUGGUAUAUGGCAAGAGAUAAAUGAUAAAGGGGGACUUUACGCAAACCUGCAGGAUGCGGAGCUUUCAAAAGCUGCAAUGCGGAUACUCUGCUUCGCCCGUGCGGUCGUGCGCUACCAUCGCUCACACGGACAACUUGUUCUCCUGGACGAAGCCACGAACGGCCUAAAUGUAGAACAAGAUACGGCUGUUCAGAGGUCCAUAUGGGAGUUUUUCGAGGGUUGUACUAUCUUGCAAGUUGCUCAUCUUGAAGCGAGCACUGAAGAUUCGGAGUUAAGCGUGGAGAUUGCUGAGGGGCGGAUUGCUCACACACAGCGAGGCCCGAAACAGCUCCCUGGUGUUGUGUCUCGCAGUCGUGAGAUGCUUUCUCCCGAAAGUAUGAUAUCGUCGGUCGGGGAUGAAAGAGCAAGCUCUAGUCGCGCCGCGUCGCCCGAGGAGCAAGCGAUUCCGGCCCAGAAUCACUCUAUCUUCCUGGAUCGACACACUUUAUCUCAAAUACCAGCCAUGGAGCCGCUAUCUGGUCAGAUUCUUUGUCCAGAUGAUCAUAUGAUUACAUUGCGCGAUCGGAUGCUAUCACCGAGACGAGAGGUGCCGCUAGAGGGCGACAUGAUCCCCCCUGGCGGCCACAUGGUGACAUCCACGUACCGUUCUACGUCAUCUUCAGACGAUGCGCAUUUUGGUAAUGGCGAGCCGAUUGAUAAAUCGCCGUAUUAUCGCGAUGCAUCGACUGGCUAUGGUGACUCGGUGUAUGACCCAGCAUCACAUUAUGACUCCGAAGCGAGCUUCCGAGAGCGUUAUACUGGACCAACGGAAAACACAUUUCAUCGAAAUACGGUAUCAUCCGAUCACCCGCUACCACAACCUGAUCUAGCCUCGAACCUCGACCAUGUGCCGGGCUAUCAAAUGAAUUUGCCUUACUUCCAAGUGCAGCAAUCUUCACAACAGGUAAUGCACGAUCAGUACGAUCAGGUGUCCGUGUUGGACCACAUGGCGACGCUCAACUCUGCCCCACCGCAUACUUUUGAUCCAGAGGCGAAUUAUCUGCCACAGAAUCAACAACAAGCAGCAAAUAAUCACUCUGGCCAGAUGCAAACAACUUAUCCUAUAGAUGGGCUCGACUCGACACAGGUGCCAGAUUAUCACUUGCUGCUGGGCUAUGGUAACCCGAAUGGCAUGAUGCCUGCCAUUGAGCCAGUGAUGAAUUAUGACUCGGCCAUGAAUUACAGUCGCCCAUUGCAUUACGAUCUUCGCUCAGAGUCUGCCGUCACGUCGGGCUAUGAUUCCAUUUCGCACUAUAGCGGCUCCAGCUAUGACAAUGGUUCCCGGAAUAGCGCUCCAAUGGUUCACUAG